AAAACAAACAAAAUUAACUGAUGAUAUUUUCAUCAGUAAAUGAAUUAGUUGAAAAAACAUCCAUUCAUACUGUUAAAUAAAAAAACAUGUUUUUUAUUUUAAACAUUAAAAACAUUUUACAAAACAAACUUCAGUUUUAUUUGGACAUUAGCAAUAAAUAUGAUUAUAAUGAAAUGAAUUAAAACGAAUUGAUCCUCCCUUAGCCUCACACACUGAACCCUCAGCUGUGAUUAGCUAAAGCUCAUUAACGAGUCCUCCCCUGACUGACAGCUCCCUUAUCCAAUGGCUGUUUGGAAUUCACCGCUCCUCCAAUCAUAAGGCAGUGUGAGCUCAUGCUGUCUGCCUGUUGGUGCAGCGCUCGGCCGCGGAUGUCUCCUCUGGUGAAGGUUGCCCGUCAGUCUUCGCUGGGAGCUCGCUUCUCUCGGUCCGCUCGCUUUACGCGCAGAGAGCGCAGCAGGCGGAACGGAGCUUCUGUUUGUUGUCACGUCACGCAGGAAUCUCUCCGCGCAGCACAGCAGCCAUGGAUGAGAUGGAGGAAGAGUUAAAAUGCCCGGUGUGCGGCUCGUUUUACCGCGAGCCCAUCAUCCUGCCGUGCUCUCACAACAUUUGCCUGGCGUGUGCUCGGAAUAUUCUGGUGCAGACCCCCGACACGGAGUCCCCUCAGAGCAGCCGAGCCUCCGGGUCCGGAGUCUCUGACUAUGACUACCUGGACCUGGAUAAGAUGAGUUUGUACAGUGAGGCAGACAGUGGAUAUGGUUCCUAUGGGGGCUUCGUCAGCGCUCCUACCACCCCCUGCCAAAAGUCACCAAACGGGGUGCGUGUUUUCCCCCCGACUGUUCCCCAGCAGCCUCCCCCUCAACACCUAAUACCGCAGCCCGGCUCUUUACCGCCGAUCCCCCGCAACUCCUGCAUUACCUGCCCGCAGUGUCACCGCAGCCUCAUCCUAGACGACAGGGGGCUCCGCGGAUUCCCCAAGAACAGGGUGUUGGAGGGGGUGGUUGACCGGUACCAGCAAAGCAAAGCGGCCGCUCUCAAAUGUCAACUCUGUGAAAAGAGUCCAAAGGAGGCCACCGUGAUGUGCGAGCAGUGCGACGUCUUCUACUGCGACCCCUGCCGCCUGCGCUGCCAUCCUCCCCGCGGGCCCCUCGCCAAGCACCGCUUGGUGCCGCCCGCGCAGGGCCGGAUCAGCCGCCGAACCAGUCCCCGCAAGAUCUCCACAUGCACGGAGCAUGAGCUGGAGAACCUGAGCAUGUACUGUGUGCAGUGUAAGAGUCCGGUGUGUUAUCAGUGUCUGGAGGAAGGAAAACACGGAACACACGAGGUGAAGGCUUUGGGAGCGAUGUGGAAACUACACAAGGGUCAGCUGUCUCAGGCGCUGAAUGGCCUGUCAGACCGAGCCACCGAGGCCAAAGAAUUCCUGCUUCAGCUGAGGAACACGGUGCAGCACAUCCAGGAGAAUGGGGUGGAGUUUGAGGCCUGCUUGGUGGCACAGUGCGACGCCCUCAUUGAUGCGUUGAAUAGACGUAAAGCUCAGCUGCUGGCUCGAGUCAACAAAGAGCAUGAACAUAAACUGAAGGUGGUCCGGGAUCAGAUCUCUCACUGUACGGUGAAGCUGCGUCAGACCACGGGGCUGAUGGAGUAUUGUCUGGAGGUCAUCAAGGAGAACGACCCCAGUGGAUUCCUGCAGAUCUCUGACGCUCUGAUCCGGAGGGUCCACAUGACAGAGGGUCAGUGGGGGAUGGGAACCCUGACCCCGAGGAUGACAAGCGACUUUGACCUCACGCUGGACAGCGGACCCCUCCUGCAGACCAUCCACCAGCUUGACUUUGUGCAGAUGAAAGUCCCGGCUGCUCCGAUGCUCCAGCUGGAGGAAUGCUGCACUCAGAACAACAGCGCCACGUUGUCAUGGAAACAGCCACCGCUCUCAACCAUCGCCGUGGAGGGAUACAUCCUGGAGCUCGACGAUGGAAACGGGGGGCCAUUCAGGGAAGUGUAUGUGGGGUCGGAGACCAUCUGCACAGUGGACGGGCUUCACUUCAACAGCACGUAUAAGUCCAGAGUGAAGGCCUUUAACGCCAGCGGGGUGGGUCAGUACAGCAAGACCCUGAUCAUGCAGACGUCAGAGACUGGACUCCCUCCAUGCGAUAUUCAGUCUAUAGGCACAGUAGCUUGGUUCACCUUUGACCCGGCCUCGGCUCACCCGGACAUUAUUCUCUCCAACGACAACCUGACGGUGACGUGCAACAGCUAUGACGACAGGGUGGUCAUGGGAAACUCCUCCUUCUCCCGCGGCAUUCAUUACUGGGAAAUGACCAUCGAUCGCUACGACAACCACCCCGACCCGGCCUUCGGGGUCGCUAGGGGCGAUGUCCUGAAGGAUGUGAUGCUGGGGAAGGACGACAAGGCAUGGGCCAUGUAUGUGGACAACAACCGCUCCUGGUUCAUGCACAACAACUCGCACACCAACAGGACGGAUGGAGGCAUCAGUAAAGGCUCUACGAUCGGGGUGCUGCUGGACUUCAGCCGUGGGAUCCUCAUCUUCCUCAUCAAUGAUGAGCAGCAGGGCCCCGUGGCGUUUGAAAGCCUGGAGGGUGCCUAUUACCCGGCCAUCAGCAUCAACAGAAAUGUCCAGGUCACACUGCACACUGGACUUCCCAUUCCGGAUUUCUACACCCCUGGGGAGGCUGAUCCCACCGGCUCUGUGUGCUAAACACUCCAGAUCUCACAGUCACUUUGUGGAAACCUCUGCAGGAUUCAUCCAGCCAAUCAGUGAUGUAGAUCCCAUCCUCACCCUGCCCCCCUCUCCUCCUCCUGACCCCUGUACUGUAACUCUCUGCCAGGGGCCCCUCCAGCGCUGAGCCAUGCCUUUAUCAUGCCUAAACCUUGAACACACAGAGAGCGUCUGCAGGUCAGAGCAUAGAGUGCUUGACAAGCUGUUCCACCUCUUCUGACGUGACAGACAACGUUUUAGAAAUCCUGCAGAAACCUGAAAAUGACUUCAAGCUGAUGGACUCGGACUAAUGUGCAACGAUCAUCGGGUGAACUCAUGGAAUACAGCUUUUUCUCUUUUGCUUUAUGUUAUAUGAGGAUAUUGAUACCACCUUUAUACCUCUUUGCUGAACAUGAAGCCAACCUUAGGAUAUCAUAGCAUAAUGAGUAAAAUAAGAGAGGAUAGUGAUCCUCCAGCCCGGCUUUGUCCAAAGGUUAAAACGUGUCUCCCAGCACAUCCAAAGCCCAUCAUGCUUUAUUCUGUACAGAACCUGAAUGUAAUGUGGAGGUUUUAGAAGCACACGGAUUAUUCAAACUCAGAAAUAUGUAAAUAAGGAACUCUGGAGGGCGGAGUGUGUUCACACAUAUUUAGCAUAGUGCUAAUAAUAAUAAUGAAAUAUUGAGCUACAUCUUUAAGAAGGGAUAUUUUUAAACAAGUAGAAAAAGUCUAAUUCUUUUUGACUGAGUCUGUACCUGCCGACAACCUGAAACAUUUCAAACCUGCGAGAGGUCGGACGGUUAAAACUCAUGACCUCUGACCUCUCAGCUGAAGUCUCAUCGUCCGUGUUCACAAGACACUUUUUUUCGUGGCUUUGCUCCUGUGAAUAAAGCGCUAAAGUAAUAAUCUGUGCAGAAUUCCUCUGCACUGCAGCUCUCAAAGAUCCCUUAACCCCAAUACAUAGAAGAAGACGGCAAACUGUGAGUGCUGGAAAUGCUGGGAAGUGUGAUCAUGUUGAGGGUGAUGCUCGUUGCUUCUUCUGUAUUUUUGUAGUCGAAUCUUUGGUGGUUUUGUAAGAUAUAAAAUAUACGACUUGAUAAUUUCAGAGACGUGUGAAGAAAAAUAAGUUAUUGAUGUUUUCCAACGAGAGUUAAAUGUUGUAAAGUUUUAACAGAAAGUUUGAUCUUUAACUGAAGAGGCUUUUUUAAAUAUUGUCUUCAAUGUAGACUAACAGGAAAGGAAGACGGUGCGUUAGGAACUUUAUCUGGCAACAGAUUCGGACAACAGCAACUUCUACAAAUUCAGCAAUCUCAAGAGCAAAACAACUUCAGAUAAAAUAGUUUAGCUUCUGAAGUACUUUGAAUGCUUACAUAUUAAGUCAGUCUUAGUAAUGGUCUAAUGUGCAUAGUGAUAGCAUGCUAACAUGCUAAAACAGCCAGCGCUAGCAUGCUAACAUUAAACACGUACAGAUGAUGGGAGGAUCGUGAGUCUGACGAUGAGCUUUUAUUAUGAAAACAUUUCUUGUUUCAGUUUUAAUGACAGAGAUAAAGAAUUAAAUUAUUUAGACUGAACUCAACACCAUUCAUCCUCUGGUCACUUUCGUGACUCAUCAUGAAAUUAUCUCCAGAGUCUGAAAACCCAUCUUGUGGGGAAGAUGAAUGUCAGAGAAACUAUAUUUUUAGUAUAUUUGGAGAGUCAAUGACAACUUUAACCUGCUGGUGGCGCUAGAGGAAAGUCCAGGAUCAAGAAAGUUCACGGGAUUCAUCUUCUGGGUGCCAUGGGCGUCAGUACUAAAGUUUAUGGAAGCUUAUUCUUCCACUUUAAAUACAUCUCGACCUCUUGGUGCGUCAGAGGGUAUAUCCUCUGCAGACCCUGAACGAGAUUAAAGAUGCUGCUCUAACUCGGAAAUAUUUCAUGGAAUAAAUCAAAAGUUACUUCUGCUGCUUGAGGGCCCAUAAUGUGAUGGAUCAUCCUGUAGGGACCAUAAUGUGAUGGAUCAUCCUGUAGGGACCAUAAUGUGAUGGAUCAUCCUGUAGGGACCAUAAUGUGAUGGAUCAUCCUGUAGGGACCAUAAUGUGAUGGAUCAUCCUGUAGGGACCAUAAUGUGAUGGAUCAUCCUGUAAGGACCAUAAUGUGAUGGAUCAUCCUGUAGGGACCAUAAUGUGAUGGAUCAUCCUGUAGGGACCAUAAUGUGAUGGAUCAUCCUGUAGGGACCAUAAUGUGAUGGAUCAUCCUGUAGGGACCAUAAUGUGAUGGAUCAUCCUGUAGGGACCAUAAUGUGAUGGAUCAUCCUGUAGGGACCAUAAUGUGAUGGAUCAUCCUGUAGGGACCAUAAUGUGAUGGAUCAUCCUGUGGGGACCAUAAUGUGAUGGAUCAUCCUGUGGGGACCAUAAUGUGAUGGAUCAUCCUGUGGGGACCAUAAUGUGAUGGAUCAUCCUGUAGGGACCAUAAUGUGAUGGAUCAUCCUGUGGGGACCAUAAUGUGAUGGAUCAUCCUGUAGGGACCAUAAUGUGAUGGAUCAUCCUGUAGGGACCAUAAUGUGAUGGAUCAUCCUGUAGGGACCAUAAUGUGAUGGAUCAUCCUGUAAGGACCAUAAUGUGAUGGAUCAUCCUGUAGGGACCAUAAUGUGAUGGAUCAUCCUGUAAGGACCAUAAUGUGAUGGAUCAUCCUGUGGGGACCAUAAUGUGAUGGAUCAUCCUGUAGGGACAGAUGUAUGAGCAGUAGUAGGAAAAUGAAAUCUGACAAUUCUUCCAUGCUCGUAUGAACAUUGUGGUGACACUCAAGGAGAAUUAAUCAACCAUUGAGAUGUAUUCUCUGGACCAUGAAUGUCAGUAUGAAAUAUCAUGGCACGUUGCUUAAGGACACAAAUACCAGCAAUAUGUUGCCGCUGUGGAUCGAGUAAUUUCAGUCUGCUGCUGGCCAGGAUAACCCUAACCCUGGUCCAUUUGGGGGAACUGUUGCCUCUCUGCGUUGCCCUAAAACCGUUGCCUGGCUUUGUACUCCAUACAUGUGGAGCGUUCAAAUCAGGUGAUGUCCUAUGUUAGAGCGUCAUAGCGUGCCUUUUCCCCUCUUAAAGAAGCAUCGUCUGUAAAAUGUGCUCUCCAGACUUUCACUAAAAGUGACUCUUAUGGCUCUCCAGACUUUCACUAAAAGUGACUCUUAUGGCUCUCCAAGCAUUUACUAAAAGUGACUCUUGUGGCUCUCCAUACAACGGGCAAACAGAGCGAAUAAGAAGUAUGGUAGUUUGUCCAAUCAGGGCUCCCGUAGAGAAAGUUAAGCUGGUUGUUUAAUUGGCGUUUGUUUAUCGUUCGUCAAGUGUUAAUUAUAAAAGGGUAGGGGUAUAAGAGAGUCACCCCCCCCCCCCCCCCCCCAUCAGCUCAGGCUGCAACACAGGCGUACAACCAGAGGACUGCUCUGCACGCCUCAAACAUCUGAUCAUGAAUAAUUAUCUCCUCCUGAAAGAGUGUGUGUGUGUGGUUGUAGAAAUUAAAGACUAUAAACAUUAAUAGUAUAAUUUAAUGAUUUAAUUAUUAAAUGUCUGAUUCCUGAAGUCUUGAUGAUCAAAGUGUAAUUAUUCUGUUUCUUUUUCUUUGUGUCAAUAUUCAAUAAAAAAUAGACAUAAACAACGUC
Molecule: messenger RNA, 6337 nt
Organism: Labrus mixtus (cuckoo wrasse)
Lineage: Eukaryota; Metazoa; Chordata; Actinopteri; Labriformes; Labridae
Gene: trim9
Product: tripartite motif containing 9
Exons: 11
Coding region: 521-2710 (729 amino acids)
Molecular function (GO): zinc ion binding; protein binding
Source: RefSeq, a predicted model, not a curated record